UAUUCGGCACAGUGGCCAUGCAAUGCAGACAGCAACUUCUAAAGUCUUUCAUAAAACUAGAUCAAAAAUCACAAGAAUACUCCACUCCACUAAACUUUUCAGGAGUAAGAGCGUAAAAUCCUAUGUGAGUUGAUAGAGCCUGUAGAAGUCCGUAUAGAAAAUGUCCGCCAGUUCCUCAGGGAGACCAAACCCGCCAUGGAGGCGGACGUCGUGCCCAUCUCAGACCCUCUUGGUCCCGCAGGAUGGAAUCCUGACAUACAAGCCAUCGUGGUCUCCACGGAAACAAAGAAAGGUGCAGAUUUUGUCAAUGAUACCAGGAAAAAGAAGGGGUUGAGUGAACUUGCUGUACAUAUCAUCGACCUUGUGCCUGAGCCCUCCCCAACUCCCUCAGAGGAGUCCAAGGUGUCUUCCUCCAACCUCAGGCAGAGGCUCCUGGGAACUCUACUCAGACCAGUACAGCCCAAGCCUGAGAUCAGAGCCCACCCGUAUGUACUCGGGCUGACAGGCGGGAUUGCGUCGGGUAAGACUGCAGUUUCUAGGAGACUGCAGGGGCUGGGAGCGGCAGUGGUGGACUGUGACAAGUUGGGCCACAAGGCUUACGAGCCUGGGACAACCACUCAUGGGCAAGUGGUGGAAACAUUUGGUCAAGAUGUGUUAGCUGAAGAUGGUACAAUCAACAGGAAGGUCCUGGGACCAAAGGUGUUUGCAGACAAGGCCAAGCUCCAAGCCCUGAACAAUAUUGUAUGGCCUGAGAUAGCCAGGCUGGCUAAAGAAGAAAUUGCAGCACACGCUGAAGCAGGAAAGAGUGUGGUUAUUUUGGAUGCAGCAGUUUUGUUGGAGGCAGGGUGGGAGAACUUCUGUCAUGAGAUCUGGGUUAGCCUGAUUCCAAGGAAGGAGGCCAUCAGGAGGAUAGUGGAGAGGAACAAGUUUACAGAGGAGGAUGCUGGGAGGAGGAUCGACAGUCAGAUGAGUAACCAGGAGAGAGUGGACCACGGUAAUGUCAUCAUCAGCACACUGUGGGAACCUGAGGUCACUCAGAAACAGGUAGAGAAGGCUUGGUCCCUACUUCAGGACAGGAUACAGCAGGGAGCUGAGAAGGGGGCCUCCCAGCUAUAACUGUAGCACAAAUCACUUUUAUACAAAUCAGAGUGUUCCAAUCUUCAGUCUGUCAGCCUGCACAUGCUGUAAACAAAUUAAAGUUUCUCUAAUGAUGA
Messenger RNA from Branchiostoma floridae (Florida lancelet), 1214 nucleotides. Its product is annotated as bifunctional coenzyme A synthase-like. Gene Ontology annotation, molecular function: dephospho-CoA kinase activity; ATP binding; pantetheine-phosphate adenylyltransferase activity. Gene Ontology annotation, biological process: coenzyme A biosynthetic process. The record is from RefSeq and is a predicted model, not a curated record. NCBI's taxonomy places the organism in Eukaryota, Metazoa, Chordata, Leptocardii, Amphioxiformes, Branchiostomatidae.